Condylostylus longicornis is the source of this 1773-nucleotide messenger RNA. RefSeq names its product pickpocket protein 28-like. Bases 1 to 1773 code for a protein of 590 amino acids. The transcript has 9 exons. The record is from RefSeq and is a predicted model, not a curated record. Gene Ontology annotation, cellular component: membrane. NCBI's taxonomy places the organism in Eukaryota, Metazoa, Arthropoda, Insecta, Diptera, Dolichopodidae. Gene Ontology annotation, molecular function: ligand-gated sodium channel activity. Gene Ontology annotation, biological process: sodium ion transmembrane transport.
AUGGCAGUUAUAAAUUGGCAGUCUUUGGACAAUUUAAAAAAAAUUAUCAAUGAUGAUUGGGAUUAUUCAGAUGCAGGUUCAUCGGUAAUAACAUUACAAGGAUAUCCAAAAGAAUUUCGCACUAGAAAAUUAAUAAAAUAUUCGGAGAAAAAUAAGGCAAUCAAAGCUAUAUUUCAAGAAUAUUGUGAUAAUUCAACUAUACAUGGUGUACGUUAUUUGAGUGAAGAACGUCGUCCGAUAUGGGAAAAGAUAUUUUGGAUAUUUGUGUUCAGUAUGUCAAUAUAUUUUUGUAUAAAUUUAAUUUUAAAUAUAUAUAAGAAAUGGGAUGAGAAACCGGUUAUUGUUAGUUUUUCGGAAAAAUCAACACCAGUCUGGAAUAUACCAUUCCCGGCAAUAACAUUAUGUUCAGAAGCAAAAACCCAACAAGAAAUAUUCAAUUUUACAAAAGUAUAUUUAGAUGUGUAUGAGAAUCGUUUUAAAAAUGGUACAGUAAAUUUAGAUGAAAAUUUUAUUACACAAAAUGAGACAAAUUAUUUACGUGCCAUUCUACAAAUUUGUAAUGUUGACUUUUUAAAAAAAUUAAAGUUUCCAACAAAUUUUGAACCAAUUGAUAUUGUCCGGACUCUAGAUGAAUUUGAACCAGAUUUUAAUCAAACUUAUCCAUUUUGCAAAUUUAAUAAUGAAAUAACAUUAUGUGAACAAUUAGAAUUUUUCAAAUCUUAUACAGCUGACGGUAUUUGUUAUACUUUCAAUGGUCUACCAUCUACUUACAUUUAUAAGGAAAAUACUUGGAAUUUAGAAGAUGGUUAUAAUGACACAUUCGGAGACACAUACAGAGCAACAUAUCCACAUCGAAUAUUUUCAGCAUAUUUUCGUGGAGGUUUUUUUAUAAUUUUACAAGCAUAUGGACAAAAUACUGACCAUAUUUGUAAAGGAGUUGUUAAAGGAUUUAGGGUUCUUUUACAUUCUCCUGAUGAUGUUCCAUAUAUUACCAAAAAUUACAUCAGAAUUCCAUUAGAUAAAGAGAUUUUAAUACGUAUCAAUCCAAAUAUAAUACAAACAUCGGAAGGAUUAAGACAUCUUUCGCCAUUAAAACGACAAUGUUAUUUUGCAAAUGAGCGCCAUCUAAAAUUCUUUAAAAUAUAUUCACAAGCGAAUUGUGAAAUAGAGUGUCUAGCUAAUAUUACUUACCAGAAAUGUGGAUGUGUUAAAUUUUCCAUGCCAAGAGAACCUGGCACCAAAAUAUGUGAUAUUAAUGAAAUUUUGUGUUAUAAUGAAGCUGAAGAUGAUUUAAUACGUAGAGAAUUCGAAGAGGGACAUCAAGAUACAAAAUUAAAUUAUCGUCCUAAUACAACAUGUAAUUGUUUACCUGGUUGUACAUCAUUAACAUAUGAAGCUGAAAUAUCACAAGCUGCUGCUGAUUUUGAAGGUUCUAUACGUGCACAAAAUGAAUCUCAACAUUUUGAAGAGAGUCCAGGAAUUAGAAUGACAAGAUUAUCAAUAUUUUUUAAAGAAUCACAAUAUAUAACAUCAAGACGUUCCGAAUUAUAUGGCAUGACCGAUUUUCUAGCGAAUUGUGGUGGCCUUUUAGCACUUUUUAUGGGUGUUUCGGCAUUAAGUUUAAUUGAAAUUUUAUAUCAUUGUAGUAUAAGAUUGUUAACAAACAUUAGAAUGAGGAAUGAAUCACAAAAAAUUAUUGAAAAUUUGAGACAGGAAGAUUUAAAUACACAAUUUCAUCAACAAUAUGAAGAUUUGUUCAAGAAGAGUGAAUAA